AGCGUGCGUCCAAAUGAUAAGUGACCCGCAUUCAAACGCAAGAUGUUGAGAGCGUUUCCAUUUGCGCAUCUGAUCCGAAUUCAAGAAAACGUGAUGUUGCGUAAGUGUCCGACGUUAGGGAUAGACUAUAGGAUAUGUGACAUUUAAAUAUUUGCCAGACGUCACCGAAAGCCUAUAUAAUGAGCUGGGGAUCGAGCAGUCCCUCGGUGCAGAACGAAAAUCCUCUAAAAUCACCAGCCAGUUCAUUGGAUGAUGAGCGUGUUACACGGCAUCUCCGGGAGAACAAGCACGCAUCUCCAGACGAGCAUAAUACAUCUUUAAGGAGCUCUGCCUGCCGGUGCGUCCAUUGGCUGGCUGGAGGUUCCACUGUGUCCUGUGAUUGGCCAUACUUAAUGAUCCUCGGCUUAUCAUUUGCCCCAGUAAUUUACUAUGAAUAUUGUAUGCGGGCGGAAAAGCUGCUGAUAAGUUUGAAAUAGCUUAGUCCUGGAUGAGACGUGCGCGCGCGGGGAAAUUACAUUUUCUAGGCUGAUAUCCGUCCGGCACCUAUAGUGGAAACGCUCCUGUCCUGGAUUCAGAUGGGUAGGAACGGUCUCGCUCGGAUAUUCACCAUGUAGAUAUUUUUUUGGCCGCACGUUUGGAGAGGACUAUUACGCAAAGAAUGUUUUGCGCUAAACUGAAGGAUCUCAAGAUUGCGGGUGAAUGCCCGUUUUCCAUGGUCGUGGGAAACGAGGAUCCCGCAGACUUUGAGGAAAGCGGCGCGGUCGAUGUUGUGCCCGUAUCCAGAGAGGUGCAGGGCACAAAUACAAACAUUCUGCCCAGACGCAAAAUAAGCCGGAGCAAAGUUAAUCUGCAUUCACUGGGCGAGAGCAUCCGAAAGCUGGUGUGUCCGGAGUUCGAAAAAAUACGAAGUGCAUUGAUCAGAGUUAUGAAACAGCAGAUAGACAUGAGUUGCCCUGCAGCAUGCAGUUCUGAUGCAUCUCAGACAAUGGACAAUGUUGAACAAUUAUCAGACAUCAUGAGAAAAUUCUCCCUUAAAACAGAUAUCCCCAUGGAAACGCUAAAGAUUUCUCUGGGUCUGGAGGUGUUUCGGGACUGUUAUGAAGAGGACGGUCAUAUUCUCCGUGUGGUGGGGGGAGCUCUCCAUGAUUUCCUCAACAGCUUUAACGUUCUCUUAAAGCAGAGCACACCGCCCACCCCAGAGGUUCAGCGUUACAUCCACCAAGCCUCCAUCCUCUGCCUGGACAAAGAUCCAGGACUCCUAACCGUCUAUUUCUUCAACCCCCUCCCCACCACCGAGCUCUUCUUCUCGGGUAUCAUCCAGGCGGCCGCGUGUUUGCUCUACUGCACACGGGUGGAAGUCAGAAUGGACGUUGGGGGUAAAGACAGUGGUGCUCUACAGGCCAAUCAUCAGCCUCAUCUGCUGUACUCAGUAGUAGUGAGAGACGGCAGAAGCCUCACGCCAAGCCCCAUGAGGACACACUCAUCUGGAGACAUUCCCCUCUCACUGCUCUACUCUACUUUUCCCUUCCACAUUCUCUUAGAUCAGGAAAUGAGCCUGAUGCAGAUUGGAGAUGGUUUGAGGAGGAGGCUCGGGCGAUGCAGAGACGGGCAAAGAAGAACUGUUUUCAACGAGCACUUUGCUAUUGUUUCGCCUGAGAUACGAGCCAGCUUCCAGGAUAUUUUAACCAUGCUAAACACCCAGUUUGUGCUACGGGUGAAACAGCACGGAGCGAGCUCUGCUGACAGCCCCGGAAAGCAUAUGGACUUGAAGGGCCAGAUGAUCUUCAUGUCCGAAAUGAGCGCCCUCCUCUUCCUCGGCUCUCCGUGUGUAGACAAGCUGGAGGAGUUGACAGGCCGGGGCCUCUACCUCUCUGACAUCCCCAUCCACAACGCGCUACGAGAUGUUGUUCUGGUUGGGGAGCAGACCAAGGCACAGGAUGGACUUAAAAAACGCCUGGGUAAAGCCAAGGCUGCGCUGGAACAGGCGCACCAAGCCCUGGAAGAAGAGAAGAGGCGAACGGUAGAGCUGCUCUUCACGAUAUUCCCAGGGAACGUCGCUCAGCGUUUGUGGCAGGGACUUCCCGUGCAGGCUAAAAAGUUUGAUCACGUCACCGUGCUGUUCUCGGACAUCGUGGGCUUCACUGCGAUCUGCUCACGAUGCACGCCCAUGCAGGUGGUGAACAUGCUCAGUGAGCUCUACACUAGGUUCGAUCACCACUGCGGUGAGCUGGAUGUGUAUAAGAUGCGUAUCGGGAUCCACUCUGGCUCUGUUUUGGCUGGUGUAGUCGGUGUUAAAAUGCCCCGCUACUGCCUUUUUGGCAACAACGUCACAUUAGCCAACAAGUUUGAGUCCUGUAGCCUGCCAAGAAAGAUUAACGUCAGUCCCACCACGUACAGAUUGUUAAAAGAUUGUCCAGAGUUCACUCUCAUCCCCCGGACAAGAGAGGAUCUUCCGCCCAACUUCCCCGCCGACAUCCCUGGAGUUUGUUACUUCCUUCAGGCUCACGAUCAAAUGACAAGUGCUGCUUCCACUGGCCGUGCCGCAGACGAAACUCAACCCAGUGGAUAAAAAAACCCCAUCAAAUCUUUAAGACACAAAUGCUGGAAACAGUGGGUUAAUACUGCCUGUCACUCUGUGUAUCUUUUUAGUUGAGCCAGGGGUAGUUUAUCAUCCAACUGUUGAAUGUUGCCAAAAAGCUAUCAAAUAACACUCGUUAGAAGGGUUUCACUGUGCACAGUUUUUGUUCACAGUAGCGUUGGUUUAAAGCCUCAGAUUUUUGUUUGGCAGAGUAUCUAUGGUUUUCGGUUUAUUUUGACUUCCUGACUGUAUACCAAAAAAUCUAAAAAGCAGAGAAUGUCAUCCACGUUUGCAUUUAUAAUGGAUAUUUCUUUAAAUGCUACAGAACCAAUAGAGUGAGUCAUUUAUUGUGUAUGGGGCAAUUAGUAUCAAUUCAAUGUUCUAAAUAGAGCACUUUUCAUUGUAGUGCACCACACAGUAAAGGGAAGAAAAGAACACAGUCAUCCUUAAAGUAAACAUUGUGGCAUUUUUGUAUUGUAAUAGAUCUGUAAUAAAUAUGCUUUACUCAA
Puntigrus tetrazona (Sumatra barb) is the source of this 3087-nucleotide messenger RNA. RefSeq names its product guanylate cyclase 1 soluble subunit alpha 1 (gene gucy1a1). Gene Ontology annotation, cellular component: guanylate cyclase complex, soluble. Gene Ontology annotation, biological process: response to oxygen levels; cGMP biosynthetic process. The transcript is spliced from 7 exons. The record is from RefSeq and is a predicted model, not a curated record. Lineage: Eukaryota; Metazoa; Chordata; Actinopteri; Cypriniformes; Cyprinidae. Gene Ontology annotation, molecular function: guanylate cyclase activity; heme binding. The coding region runs from base 659 to 2569 and encodes 636 amino acids.